Messenger RNA from Orussus abietinus, 2194 nucleotides. Its product is annotated as probable tRNA (uracil-O(2)-)-methyltransferase. The record is from RefSeq and is a predicted model, not a curated record. Lineage: Eukaryota; Metazoa; Arthropoda; Insecta; Hymenoptera; Orussidae. The transcript is spliced from 4 exons. Gene Ontology annotation, biological process: tRNA methylation. Gene Ontology annotation, molecular function: tRNA (uridine) methyltransferase activity; metal ion binding. Bases 324 to 2183 code for a protein of 619 amino acids.
CCGUGCUGUAAAGAUGGCAGGUGCGAUCCUCCAUGAGUUCGGAAUCAAUUCAUCUAAGCGACUGUACCGAUUUCUUCUGAGGGAAUGCGAGAAGCUCCCAAGAGAAGCCCAAGGGUUUUACAAGCACUCUGUUAAGCAAAGCUUCAAACAGCACGUUGAGGAGUCAGAUCCCGAACGGGUUCAGCAGAUUAUGGAAAAGGCACUGACCGAUGCCAAAUGGAUUUUGCAAAAGUACAACAAGGACGCUGUCUUAGGGCAGAAGAAAGAUAAAUGAAGAGUAGAUUAGAUAGUUUUCUGUAAUAAAAUUUAAUUCGUUAUUAGAGAUGGAUUUUAUGGGCAUAGUUAACUGCGCAAGCAGCGCGACUGCUACUCAAUUUUGGGGGGCGAUGAACAUUUGGUUGACCAGUCCUCAUGUUGUUAAUCGAAGAAUUUUGACUUCGAUUAGGGUUCUUAGUGCGGAGAUGAAAGAUCUGAGCUCCCAUCAUCCUAUUUGGGGGGAGAAAUUGGAAUGUAUGUGCCAAAUCGUAAGGAGUAUUAAAGGUGAGAGCUCCUUAGCUUUGCUAGAGAUGCUUGGCGAUGACUUUAUUAAUCUUUCCGAAGAUGUGAGUUUAAGCGAUACUUCGGAUGAUAGAUUUUUUAUUUAUGUCAAUUGGUUGUUGCCCCGUAACGUGGAUAGAUAUUCGGACACUCUUGAAUUAGUAGUUGUGGAUAAAUCAGACAAUUGCUUUACUUGUUUUCACCGAUCUCUGGAUUCCGGAAGAGAGUCUGUGGGAGCAAAAUGGCCAUUCAGAGUGCGGUAUAAAGAUAAUGUGGUCUCUUUAACCGUGGGGGCUCCAGAAGAAGCUUUGAGUCAUCCCAGUGUGAUAUGGUUGAAGGAGCAAUUACUCCCAAAGAUUCUAAAAUGGGCAGAAAACGAAAAAGUCAGCGAAGGUCUAGUCUCUGGCUCGCUACACCAGAUAUCUCCAGAAAGGUACGUUCUACUCUACACUGAACUGAAAAGGAAAUAUGGUCCAGAGUUGGUGAAGUCCUGGUCGGAGAAUACCGAUCCGAAGAAGUUCGUCUAUGAAGACAUUGCCAUUGCUACGUACCUACUGUUGCUCUGGGAAAAGGAGAGAUCGGAGAAGAAAUUAGAGAGGCUGCAGUCUUUCCUGGACCUGGGCUGUGGAAAUGGUCUGCUGGUGUACAUUUUAUCCAGCGAAGGACACCCUGGGUCAGGCAUUGAUCUGAGAAAAAGAAAAAUCUGGGAUACUUAUCCCAAGAACGUUCGCCUGGAAAUUCGCUCGAUAGUGCCAUCCUCGUCGAAUCUUUUCCCUGAAACGGACUGGCUGAUAGGGAACCAUUCGGAUGAGCUGACGCCCUGGAUCCCAGUGAUUGCAGCAAGGAGCUCCUACGAUUGUCGGUUUUUCCUCCUGCCUUGCUGUGCUUUCGAGUUCGAUGGUAAAAAGUAUCAAAGGAUGGAUUCUUCGAAAAGCCAGUACUCCGAAUACCUCUCUUACGUAAAGUCCAUAUGUCAGGACUGUGGUUUUCGUACUGAAGUGGACAGGUUAAGGAUCCCUUCUACGAAGAGAAUUUGCUUCGUAGGCUACGAGAGGAUCUAUCCAAAGGAGCACUCCGAAGCACAAGAUGAGAUGAUUCGAAGCCUUAUCAGUAAGAGAUCGAAAGGUCUCAUAACCUGCUCUGAAGCCCCUCGAACUCCAAAGUGGUCUUCUGACUUUAAGCCAAGGGAGUCCGUAGAAAAGGUGAAGAACUGCACCCAGCUGGAGAGAAGUUUAAUCGGAAGCAUCGUCAACCUUGUGGCAAACCAUUUACUUGGCAAAGUAAGACUGAUAUCCCCUGCAAGUCGACCUGACUCGAAGUGGAACGCAGGAGGCCAGAUGAAGCUGGAGAGCAUCGCGAGUGUCAUUCCUGGGGAGUUGCUGAAGCAGUUGAAGAAUGAAUGUGGCGGGCUUCAGACUCUACUGAAGAAUAAUGGACAUAUAUUUCAUGUGAGUGGUGGAACGGUGCACUUGAAAAUCCCUGGAGCUGAUUAUGCCAAGAGAAAGAGCCCUUCGAAGACUCCGAAGGUUUCGAAGGGCUCCAUCAAGAGAGCGAAGCCUUGCUGGUUCUUUGAGAACCACCCCGAUGGAUGUCCCCUCUCCGAUGACCAGUGCAACUUUCUUCAUCCGUCAAUAAAUACCGCCUAAAAGUUUCUUUU